AUGGCGCUGGAGCGGGCGCUGCAGGCGGCGCGACAGGGCGACGUGGAGGCGCUGCGGGGGCUGCGGGCGGCCGGGCUGCUGCGGCCGGGGCUGCGGGACGCCCUGGGCGCGUCUCCCGCGCACCACGCUGCCCGCGCCGGUCGCCUCGCCUGCCUCCGCUACCUGGCGGCCGAGGCCGCGCUCCGCGGGGACGCGCGGGCGCGAAACGGGGCCACGCCGGCCCACGACGCCGCCGCCACCGGCAACCUCGCCUGUCUCCAGUGGCUGCUCACGCAGGGGGGCUGCGGCGUGCAGGACACAGACAACUCUGGUGCCACCAUCCUACACCUGGCAGCCCGCUUCGGUCACCAUGAGGUGAUCGACUGGCUCCUCCGCUUUGGAGGCAGCGACCCCACCGCAGCCACCAAUACGGGAGCACUGCCCGUCCAUUACGCCGCGGUGAAAGGGGAUUUCCCUUCCCUGCGACUCCUCUUGGGACACUGCCCCAGUACGCUGAGUGCCCAGACCAAGACGGGGGCCACCCCGCUGUACCUCGCCUGCCAGGAAGGCCACCUGGAGAUCAUCCAGUACCUGGUGCAGGAUUGUGGGGCUGACCCCCACGCGCGCGCUUAUGACGGGAUGACCCCACUGCACGCCGCCGCCCAGAUGGGCCACAACACUGUCAUCGUAUGGCUGAUGAGCUUCACGACGGUGAGCCUGUCGGAGCGGGACGCCGAGGGGGCCACGGCCAUGCACUUCGCCGCCAGCCGUGGCCACGCCAAGGUGCUGAGCUGGCUGCUGCUGCACGGCGGGGAGAUCACUGCCGAUGGCUGGGGCGGCACACCGCUGCACGAUGCCGCCGAGAAUGGCGAGCUGGAGUGCUGCCAGAUCCUGGUGGUGAACGGUGCCGACCUCAGCAUUCGUGACCAGGAUGGUUACACAGCAGCUGACCUCGCUGACUACAAUGGCCACAGCCACUGCGCCCAGUACCUGCGCACCGUGGAGAACAUGAGCGUGGAGCACCGCGUGCUGUCACGAGACCCCUCGGCGGAUGGGGAAUGCCGACAGCCGGACUCGGGCAUGUCAUCGCCCAACACCACGGCGUCGGUGCCCCAGGCGCGCUUCGAGGUGGGCUCCCCUGCCAGCACCCUCUCCAACUACGACUCCUGCCACUCCAGCCAGUCCAGCACCGGGGAGAAGAGGGGUGGCCCCCCAGGGGCCCCCGCCGCCCGUGAGUGCGGGGCCAGGGGGCGCGGGGCGGGGGGUGCGGGUCCAGCCCCCCCUGACCCCCUGCCCUGCGCAGGGGUGCCUGAGCCGGCGCUGGCGGACAUGCAGGCGUACAUGGACAUGCUGGACCCUGAGAUGCGGCCACGGGGCCGGGGCCCAGCAGGCGAGGGUCCCCCGCCGCCACCACCCCCUGCCUUUCCCCCACCACCACCCCCACCCCCCACCACCCGGCCACCCCCGCCACCCCCUGGCUACCCUGCACCUGCGCCCCCCGCUGCCCCCCACACCGCUGACAUCUACGUGCGGGCCAAGAACAACCUGCGGCAUGUGGAGAGCCAGGCGCUGCGCCGAGAGCUGGCAUCGCGUGACAGCAGUCCCGAGGGCCUGCGCCGGGCCGACUCCAGCAGGAGGUCAAGGAAUUUCGGCAAGCAGCCGAGCACCGGUGACUACUACAAGCACCUGGGGCACGUUGUGGCCGAGCAGGCAGGCCCCCAGCGAAUGGCGCACACCGAGGAGACAUCGCCCAUCUCGGCGGACACCAUGAGCAAUGGGGAGAGCAAGUCUGGUGCCGAGCUGCCAUCUCCACCCCCGCCCCCACCACUGCCCGACACCGCCUGCCCGACACCCCCACCGCCGCCCCCACUCGCCGAGACUCCCGCUGGCCCCCGCCGCUCCUCCUCCUCUACGGGAAGAGGAAAGGCGCUCAGGCAGAUGAAGAGCACCAAGUCCUUCAACAUGAUGUCCCCCACCGGCGACAACUCGGAGCUGCUGGCCGAGAUCAAAGCUGGGAAGAGCCUCAAGCCAACGCCACAGAGCAAAGGCUUCACCACCGUCUUCUCCGGCAGCGGCCAGGCAGGGGCCAACGCAGAGUCGCCAGUGUCCUCCCCGUCACCCACCAGGACGCCCACCCCGCCGGCCACCCCCGAGGCUGCUGGGCCACCACGCUGCCUGGCAGGGGGCUCACCGGAGCCAGUGCUGAACGGAAGCUCACCGCUGCCGGCAGCAGGCGCUGGGGCAGCGGUGGAGGUGGAGGCGCUGGUGCCGAGCCAGGACGAGCACGGUCGGCCCAUCCCCGAGUGGAAGCGGCAGGUGAUGGUUCGCAAGCUGCAGCUCCGCAUGCAGGAGGAAGAGGAGCAGCGGCGCAAGGUAGGGGGGUCCCACCCUGGGAACCGCUCGCCGCCCCUUUGCCGGCGCGGGCCACCUGCCCGCGGGGGCAUACCGGGACCCGCCGGGCAGCCGAUGCGGGAGGAGGACAUGCAGCACCUGGAGAGGCAGCUGGGGAGCCUGCGGGUGAUGCACGAGGCGCAGCCGGGGCAGCCGCUUCCAGGGGGGCCGGAGGAGGAGCUGCUGCCACUCGUGCCACUCUCUGCCCCGCCGGCACCCCGGCGCUUCGCCCUCGCCCACGAGGACGCGCCUGCCCGCGGCAGCCAGUCCCCCACACUGCCGAGGAGCGCGGCCGCACCACCAGCCACCCUGAGGGGCCAGGAGGGCCCCGGGGCGGGGGGAGCAGUGGGCAGCCCCGGUGCCCAGCACGACGCCCGGCGCGAGAUCCUGGGCUGCGGUGUCUCUGUCCGCAGCCUCAAGGCCAACUACGAGGGGCCAGGGGGACCCCCUGCACCUCCCCCCAGGGUCACUAAGCGCAAGCGGGUGCAGCCCCCUGGUAGCACCCGCCGGCCCAUUCUGGAGGAGGAAUACGGGGAUGGGGCGCUGCGGAGGAGCAGGCCAGCGCUGCCAGAGCCAAGCAGCCCGCAUGAACGCACCAAGGGGUGCAAGGAGCGCGCCGUCUUCCUCUUCCUGGAGCACUGGAAGAAGCGGGCACUCGUGGCAGUGCCUGGGGAGGAGCGGCCACGGCGGCCGGGGAGGCGGCGACCGGCAGCGGGGCGGCUGUUGGCCCGCUGGAGGAGUGUUGCCCGCCGGGUCCCAGGGCGUCAGAUCCGGCGGCUGAGCCGCACCACAGUGCUGUACUGGCCCCAACACUUCCUGCCGCACGUCGGCGGCUCGCCCAUGCCCCACGACAGCCUCCCGCUCGACCUCUUCAUGCUGGGCUACUUCCAGCUGCUGGAGAUGCCCCUCAGCCCUGAGGAGCGGCGCUUCCGCCACCUCCUCUGCUACGAGAUGUUUGACCGCCUGGGCAGCCACAGCUGGCACCGCGUCCGCCGUUUCCACCGCACCGUGCUGGAGCAGGUCGAAGCUGGCCACCGCCACUGGCUUGACGGCUUUGAGGACCUCGUGCAGGAGUUUUUUGGGGAUGACCCUGUGGCAGUGGUAGAGAGCCUGCCAGAGCCCCCCACCAUGGCCCCGGAAGGGCAGGGGGCAGCAGUGCCAGUACCGGAGCUGGGAGAGUUCAGCGAGGAGGACGUCUGCCGCUUCAUUGACCGCAGCUUCUCCUUCUGGAAGGAGAAGGAGGCAGAGAUGUUCGACACCUGAGUCCAACGGGAUGCUGCAGGCUGUGCCAGUGGUGUGGCAUGGGGCAGCAGCAAGCUCAGGGGACAGCUAUGGGCUGGUGCCCGGGUGCACUCGCCUGCCUCUGUGGCUCGUGGUGCAGCUCAGCUUGGCAGAGGGCUGGGUGCUGUUCUGCGCGGCCCCGGGCCGAGGUUGCAGUGUGUGCCGCUUGCCGUGGCUGUGUGUUGUGUGGGAGGUGCAGCGGCGGGGCUGCGCUCCCCUCUGGUGUGGCGUUUGCGGUGCCGGGGCAGUGUGGGCCCCCGCGUGUCAUGCAAUAAAGCUGUGGUGUGCUGCAAGGGCUGGCCACGCCACGCGCUCCUUCCUCCUCCCGGCGCCGGCGGAAGGUGGGCAGUGAGGGGCGCAUCGGCGAGCCAUGUGCUGGUGAACCCCACCGGUACGGUGCCAAGGAGGGCGCUGCCAGAAGGAUGUGGUGCCGCGCACCAGGAUGAUGCUGCGGCCCCCUGGUGCCGGCAGUGAGGGCGGGCUCCCGGCAGUGCCGGUAACACGGCUGUCUG
Messenger RNA from Vidua chalybeata, 4163 nucleotides. RefSeq names its product espin (gene ESPN). Gene Ontology annotation, cellular component: cytoplasm. Lineage: Eukaryota; Metazoa; Chordata; Aves; Passeriformes; Viduidae. Gene Ontology annotation, molecular function: actin filament binding. The transcript is spliced from 12 exons. The coding region runs from base 1 to 3633 and encodes 1210 amino acids. Gene Ontology annotation, biological process: actin filament bundle assembly. The record is from RefSeq and is a predicted model, not a curated record.